CGCGGGGGCCCGGUCGAGUCGGGUCGUGGCGCAAAGCAAUCUCUGCUCGGCUCGGCUCGCCGAAGUCCGUAUCGUCAUCCGGUGCGGUCCGUCGUCGGCCGUCUCUCGUUCAUCCGUGGGUGUUACGUUACCCGGGUUCAUAGGCGCUCUCUUAUCAACACAACUGAAUUGUAUCAACUAAAUCUGGAAUCAAAGGAAGGAACAUUGUGACACAUCUCUGAAGAACAUAUGUUGGCAGACAAUCGACAGAAGAGUAAAGCAGCCGAAGUACAGAAACUGUGGUGUUGGUGGUGAGAAGUAGCGGCGGUGAGGUGGCCCAUGCCGAUAGCGUGUGGAGGUGCAGUAGUGUGUGGAGCGGUGACGGCUAGGAGAGGCGGUGUGUGAUGACGUCAUGACAGGACGGGUGCCGACGCUGCCGCUGCUGCUGCUGCUGCUGCUGGGGGCGGGGGCGGGAGUGGGGGCAGCGGUGGCCGGCCGUAAUGACAGCGGGGGCGGCGGCAACUGCAUGGAGGCCACUCUCAACCGGGUGCACAUCUCACCCGACAAGGUACCAGUAGCUCUACUGGCGAGUACAUCGAAACUGAGCAGUGCCAGCUGCUGUACGGAGGAGUGGUCGCAUGAGCUGCUUGACACGACGCCGGAUGUGGUGGCGACGGCAGUGCUGACCCCUGGCGGAGUGCUCGUCAACUACCAGCGCGACAUGGGUAGUGCGUCGGCUACAGGCAGCAACACGACGUCGCCGGCCUACUGGAAGUCGCUGCAGCCGGCUCUCAACCACUCGGCUCCCGGCUUCUGGUCACCACCUUUCUGGGACUGCCUGCUCAACAAAUGGGUGUUCGGCUUCUCUGCUCCAAUACCAACCACAACUGGAUUCAGGAGUGUUGCUGGUCUCUUCUACUCGCUGGACAGGGCUGAUUUGGACCAAUGUGAUGAAGUACUCAGUCCUCUGUUCGGCGAGAGCCAUAGAUGUGAUCUACUCACCACUAAGUGUGUACCAAUGAGUGGAUACGGCACGAAGAGUGGAGGCUACCGAUGUGCUUGUCUUCCAGGAUACAUUGCUCCCCCACCUGAAAACUUCACUUUGCAGAAUGAGUUCUUCCCAAGCUACGAAAACACUAUUUACAAAUGUGUGCCAAGCUGCGGCCCUGGUAGACUAUGUACAGCAACACCAGAUGUUUUUGUCAGAACUGUUAUCUUGGGUGCUCAACUCUUUUGCAUUGCAACAACUGUGGUUUUAGGAGUGAUUGUGUUCCGUAAACGAAAAUGUAAGACUAUUGCAGCUGGAAUGUGGACGAUAUUAGAGACUAUAAUUUUAGGAAUUCUUCUUCUCUAUUUGUCUGUUGUUGUUCAUUUUUUCAAACCGUCUAUUGAAAGAUGUUUAUUGGAGCCUUGGUGUAGAGAACUAGGCUUCAUUAUUUGUUACGGAGCUAUUAUACUUAAAUUGUACAGAAUAUUAAUGGAGUUUCGUACUCGUAAGGCUCAUCGUUGGGUUGUGAGAGACAAAGAUCUGUUGAAGUACCUGCUAGGAAUGGUGUUCAUCAUGGUCGUCUACCUAAGUGCUUGGACUGCGGUCACUCUGAAUUUCCUCAGCGAAGGAUUCACCAUUCUCAGGGUUGGUGAAACAGAGUCUGGCCUGCAUUUCCAAGCUUGCAAAACACUCUGGUGGGACUACAUAACAGAAGCAGGGGAACUGGUUAUCCUGUUAUUUGGUCUCCACUUGGGCUUGGCUGCGCGCAAUGCAACUGUGCAAUUCGAGGAGAGGCGAUUCCUGUGCUGCACAGUGGCACUUGAGGCGGUUGUCAGCUGCGGCUUCUACACGAUACGAGCUCUCUACUGGGAAACCCUCCACCCGGACCACACGUUUCUGGCCACAUUUGUACGCAGUCAACUCACCAGCACACUGGUUCUCAUGCUCAUAUUCACACCAAAGCUGUGGUAUCAACACAAGCAAGUUAGAGAUUCAAGGCAUCAACUGACACAUGAGCCAUCGGAUGCCUACAAAGCACAAGAUGGCCUGCCCUACGCCGAUAUGGAAAUUUCAGAGGUCAAUCUAGCUGAAAUGAAUCCUGAUGAUAUCAGGGCUGAGUUGAAACGGCUGUACACUCAAUUGGAGGUUCUGAAGAACAAGACUAUUCGCCAGAAUAACCCUCACAUAUCUAAGAGAAGAGGAGGCCGUAAAGUAGCUCACAGGAGAUUCUCAUUACAGAAAAAAGGGAGUCGAGAAAAGGCUCUCCGACAACAAAGGUGUUCAAGCCGACCCCACGGUCCGGAUGGUCAGGAGGGAGGCGAGGGGGAGGUUUCUCGGACUCCUGAAGACUCAAUCUGCAGCAUGGAGGGCCCGAGUGCAGUUUACAAUGAUGGACCUUCUACCUAUAGUGAACUGGGAGGUUUUGGAACACCAAAUAUCCCUCACAGAGCUGCCAACAAAUAGACCACUGAAUAUCACCCCCCCACAAUUUCAUCACAUUAAUUGUAUGCAAUGUUCUCUUCUACAUCAAUUCUGCAUUCAUUUGUAAGCAAUUGUCAUACUAUUCAAAUAUAUCAUCCAAUUAGCCAGCAUGUACAGUUGGUUAUGCUUUGUAAACUGCUAAUCAGUGUGGAUUCAAGCUCAUGGAAUAUUUUUCUAUUCCCAAUUUUAUCAAAUCAAUUUCAAGUGUAGAAUUCUGUUUUUGUCACUGAAAGUUUAGAAAUAAACUAUGCAUAUUAUUGAUGUUGAUAGUGUAUGAGCGAAUGAUGUAUUUACAGUGGAUUGAUUCUCUAAUAUAUAUGCUUAAGAUCAUGUUUGCCUUAAUUGUUAUGCAAAAUCAUAAACUUAUAAAACUUCAAGUUCCGUGGUUAAUUAAUUUUCAAUGGAUAAUAGCUUCGUAAUACUCAAAAGUUUCAUAAACUAAAGUAACCCAACAUAAAAUUAUCACAAUUCCAAAUGUUGUUGAAUUGUGUGUUGAGAAUUUUUACAGAGUAGUUGAAUAACUUAUAGCUGUUCAUCCUCAUCUCCUGCAUAAAUUAUUUGAGUUUUUAAAAUCAAACAAUGAGAAUUAUAUCAGAAUCUAUUCAUUCUAUGUUCUGUAUGAUUUGUGAGCUUGUAAGAAUAGUCCAAUCACAUACAUUAUCUGUCCAAUCACAUACAUUCAAUUUCACUGUUUUAUUGUUGGAGCUACCGUACAUGUUAUGUUGAGGCGGAGAGUAUAAUCCUUCAUCAUUUCAAAUUCUCAAGAGCUGAUAUGAGGAUGAAGUAAAUAUAUUGUUCACUUAUCACACUAAUCUUUUAUUGUAAAUAGGAAUUUUCCAUAAAUUAAUCCUAUGACUGUCAGGAAUCCCAUCGUAUUUUGGUAUCUUCACUUAAAAUUUGAAUGUGUAUUCAAUAUUUUAUUCUAAUUACUGCUUAACAAAAGUUCUAAUAAUACAGGGUAAUUCGAUCAUGAAGAUAUAAGUUUCUGAAGUAUGUUUCAAACGCAUACUCAUUUUAUGAAGACUUUUAUGUUAAAUGUUGUUCAGUUUUCGAAGAUGUUGUAGAUAAAGCGCGAGAGAAUAUUGUUAUUCCUUAUUGCUUUACACGUCAAGGCAAGGAACCAUCGGCGUAGGCUUCUCCAGUUAUUAUUUCACUCAUUUAAAAUAAUAUACCGUGUAGAAAAAAAUAUAGGUAUAUCUCAAUAUCUCAUUGCAGGCCAUUGAACUAUGGCUCUCCUGUUGAUUUUUGUUUCGAUUAUAAUAUGAUGUUCUUAUAGUAUAAAGUUACAAAAAUAUAAUUGGCUGAAUAACAAGCAGCAUUUUUUGUAGAAAUGAAGAUGGUGUAAGCUUAUCUAGGAUAUUAUUGAAUUUAUUGUAUUCAUUAACAAUUUAAUGAAUAAUAAACUGGACCAUUUAAAUCUACAAAUAAUAUAUUCAUUAUUAUGUACAAACGAAUAUCUUAUAUUAUAAAAGUUACCAAAUAAAUAAUGUAAUUUUUAUAA
Molecule: messenger RNA, 3950 nt
Organism: Nilaparvata lugens (brown planthopper)
Lineage: Eukaryota; Metazoa; Arthropoda; Insecta; Hemiptera; Delphacidae
Gene: smog
Product: probable G-protein coupled receptor 158
Exons: 15
Coding region: 392-2431 (679 amino acids)
Biological process (GO): G protein-coupled receptor signaling pathway
Cellular component (GO): membrane
Molecular function (GO): G protein-coupled receptor activity
Source: RefSeq, a predicted model, not a curated record